AUGGCGUCCACGAUACACAAGACGGCGUCGACGCACAGGUCUGCGGUGGUCCGUGGCACGCACGAGUUCCACAUCGUCGGCUGCAGCGGCCGCAAGCGUUUCGCCAGCGCCGUGAACUCCUCCUCCAUCAAGUCCGGCUCUUUCCUCGCCGGCGGACACACCUGGGCCCUCGCCUGCACCUUGGACGAUCAAGGCAGCCUCGCAUCAAUCACCCUCGAGCUUCUCGGCACGACCAAGGACGUGGUCGCCACGGCGGGCAUCAGGAUCGAGGACCCCCUAGGUGAGUGGCCGACCGCCGUGUGGCAAAGUGACGCCAUCAGAUUCCAGGAGACUAGGACCUGGAAGCUAUCGGUUCCAGAGACUUACCAUGGCCAUGGAACCCGCUACGUGAGAGACGACCGCCUCACCAUCGAAUGCACCGUCGACGUCCUCGAGGAGUACUCCCCCGGAGCCGCUGAUCUCCACAAACUUCUACUAGUUGAUGAGUCAGCAGUGUCCGGGUCAGGAUCAUCGUGUUCCGAGAACAGGCGACGACAUCGUAUGAAGUCGGAUGUAACGUUCGUCGUUGAGGAGACCGAGAUCCAGGCGCACAAGCUCGUGCUCGCCAUGCGAUCCCCGGUUUUCGCCGCGGAGUUCCGCUGGCACGCGAAGUUGAGCUCUAUCCUUACGCGCCUUAGCGUCGACGACAUGAGUGCAUCCACCUUCAGGGCGAUGCUCCGUUUCAUCUACACCGACGAGAUGCCCAUCAAAGCAAGCAACGAUACAAGCAGCCGUCGUGCCUGCAAAGAGAAAUAUGCUUUGAGGCGCCGGGAAGCCAUGGCACGCGACCUGCUUGUGGCCGCGGAUCGGUAUGACCUGGAGAGGCUGAGGAUCAUGUGCCAGAAUAUAUUAUUGGAGAGCCUCGACGCCUCGACUGUUAUGGGGACGCUGUUACUGGUGCGUGGCCGUCACACCUGUUGUCAGCUCGAGGAUUCCUGCAUCGAGUACAUAGCCUCUGACCCCAAUGUGUACGCUGCUGUGAGGGCGACCGAUGAGUACCAGGAGCUUAAGAAUAGCUGCAGUCCCUUGAUAAUCGAGAUCAUGGAAAGAGUAGCCACACACAACCCCAACGGGGCGCGCAAGUCCUCUGACGGCAUGAAACACCGGCCUCCAGAAAAGACGUGGUCAACCUAUAACGCGCUGGUGCACAGCGUCCACGAGUUCAGGAUCCCUAACUUUUGCGCCGUCCAGAGGAGCGUUGGUGUUGGCCAAGUAAUCCAUUCAGGCACUUUCAACGUCGGCGGUUAUGACUGGCAUGUAUGGAUGUACCCAUCAGGAGAGAAGGGAGAGGCCCAAGGGAACAUCGCUCUUUACCUUAAAUUGUUGAGUCAGCCGCCAGUCCAUGGCAUCGUGGUGUCCGGGAAAUUCUUUGUCGGCAAUCCAAGUGGAAAGUUCACCACUGAGAAAAAAGAAUGGAUUUUCACCAACACAUAUACCAGAACGUCUUUAGCCUGGGGAUACACAAAGUUGAUGAGCUUUGAAUCUGCAAAAUCACGGUACCUAGCGAAUGAUGGUUCCUUAACCAUAUGCUGUAGCUUUGCGGUCACCAAGCAGCCUUACACUACUACGAGCACCCCGGCCACCAGGGCCAUGAUCGUUGUGCCAUCAUCAAGCAUUGCCUUGUACCUCGACCAACUAUUGGUGGGCGGGCAUGGGUCGGACGUGCAAUUUCUUGUUGAGGGUAGCGAAAUUUGCGCGCAUAGUCUUGUGAUCGCCGCGCGAUCGCCGAUCCUAUAUGAGGAGGUGGCAGCAGCAGUCAGCAACAAGGAUGGACAUAUAGUACGGAUUGACGGCAUGAAAGCCACGGUCUUCAAGGCCGUGAUCCACUUUGUCUACACCGAUGAACUGCCCGCUCUUGGUAGCACGGUGGUUGACGAAGACAUGCUCGCUGCAGCAUCCCGGUUUGGACUCGAGAGGAUGAAGAUCAUUUGUGAGAACUUCCUCGCCGAGCACAUCUCCAAGGAAAACGCAGUCGACACAUUCAAUGUGGCGCGCCGUCACCGUUGUUCGAAACUUGAGGAUUACUGUAUUGAUUUCAUCCUCUCGGUUCCAUCCUUGGCCAAGGGAUUGAUUAAAACGAUUCCUCUCCCGUCUCCACAGGUGGAUGCAGGUCAGUCCCUCUAA
Lolium rigidum is the source of this 2163-nucleotide messenger RNA. RefSeq lists its product as uncharacterized. The transcript has 3 exons. The coding region runs from base 1 to 2163 and encodes 720 amino acids. The record is from RefSeq and is a predicted model, not a curated record. Gene Ontology annotation, biological process: protein ubiquitination. Gene Ontology annotation, molecular function: protein binding. NCBI's taxonomy places the organism in Eukaryota, Viridiplantae, Streptophyta, Magnoliopsida, Poales, Poaceae.